Olea europaea var. sylvestris is the source of this 589-nucleotide messenger RNA. RefSeq names its product probable phospholipid hydroperoxide glutathione peroxidase 6, mitochondrial. The record is from RefSeq and is a predicted model, not a curated record. Lineage: Eukaryota; Viridiplantae; Streptophyta; Magnoliopsida; Lamiales; Oleaceae. Gene Ontology annotation, biological process: response to oxidative stress. The coding region runs from base 59 to 574 and encodes 171 amino acids. Gene Ontology annotation, cellular component: cytosol. Gene Ontology annotation, molecular function: glutathione peroxidase activity. The transcript has 2 exons.
UAUCAUUCCUAAUUGAGUACACCCCUAUAUUUAGAUCCAUUUCUGUUUUAACAUCUCCAUGCUUCGUUCUUUAACUUGUUCUCUGAUCAAUGCAAAAUUGAUCAAACCAAAGCAAUUUUCUUCAAUUCUAAAGCGCAUCCAUUUCAGUUCCCUCGAUAUUCGAUCCAUUUCCUUGCCUUUUCAAAUUACUGAAACAAGAUAUUUAAAUUAUUCGGCUUUUGUGGGUAUUAAUUCAAGCAGGUCUGGGUUUUCGAGUCUGAGGUUGGUUCGCAAAAUGGCCAGCCAAUCUGCCAAGCCACAAUCGGUUCAUGAAUUCACCGUCAAGGAUGCUAAGGGAAAUGAUGUUAACUUGGGCAUGUACAAGGGAAAGGUCUUGCUGAUAGUGAAUGUUGCAUCACAGUGGUAUUCACUGGCUUCUCUGAAUACUCACGUUUUGCUUCGUAGAAUUUUUUACAUGAAAGUCAUAUUAAUUCUAAUUUUUUGGUGUGAGGUUGGUAUUCUGGGUAACGUAGAUUUUGAAGUACUUAAACACCUAUGUUGUUUACCAUUGGACAUGAUUACAUUUCUUGCUUGAUAAAAAAGAACGUGA